AUGGUUGCCGAUACUUUAGUUUACCACCCUACUGUUACCAAGUUGAUCACCUUCUUGGACUCUACUCCAAAGAGAGAGAAGUCAUUCCGUCUUGUCGCAUAUCUCUCUAGAUUCCUUUCAUACUACUUGCAAAGACAAGGAUUUUCGCCAGAAUUGGUCAAGGUGUUCAAGGACCUCAAGACUCAUGUGACUAUGAUAAGAAAGGGAAUGAGAUUCCUUAAGCCUUUAAACCAUCUCCAGGCUGCUUCUAAGGCCUUUGAUAACAAGCUUAUCGACCCAAUUUUGAAAAAUACCACAGUCCUUAGAAACUUGGGUUAUGCUGGUUAUCUUUCUCUUGACUCCCUCACCUGGUUCAAGAUGUUGGGAUUGGUUGACAAAAAGAGAUUCCCAACUGUCUCCACCUGGGCAUCAAGAUGUUGGGCCCUCGGUUUAAUUGCUGGUCUUGUCAAUUCCUUGAGAUUGUUGCUGAUCAAUAGCUCUAAGCUCGAAUCUGCCUCAUCCUCUUCUGCUGAUUCUGAAAAGCCUGUAGAUGUCAAGGCCAUUCAAGUAAAGAUCUACCAAGCCAAGAGAAAGUUGAUCUGGGACGCCCUCGACUUAUUUGUCGCCUUGAACACCUUGGACAUCUUACACUUUACCGAAGGUGACGUUGGUUUGGCUGGUACUAUUACCUCCAUUAUGGGCUUGAAGGAUCAAUGGGUAGGAACCAAAUAA
Dujonia railenensis is the source of this 711-nucleotide messenger RNA. Lineage: Eukaryota; Fungi; Ascomycota; Pichiomycetes; Serinales; Debaryomycetaceae. The record is from the annotation of a GenBank genome assembly.